GGAGCGGCGGGAGGAGCAGCCCUUGAGAGGAGCAGAGGAGGGGCUGCGCGCGCAGGCCCGGGCAUGGCCACCAUGCUGUACCCCCGCGAGGAGAAGCUGGAGAAGAUGAGCCAGGACGAGAUCGUGCUGGGCACCAAGGCGGUGGUGCAAGGCCUGGAGACCCUGCGCACCGAGCACCACUCCUUGCUGGCCGCCCUGCUCGACACCAUCGGCUGCCUGGAGCAGCAGCACGACGCCAGCGCCGCCCAGGAGAAGGCCAGCCUCUUGCGCAAGUCCCUGGACGCCAUCGAGUUGGGGCUCGGGGAGGCCCAGGUGAUCAUCGCCCUCUCAAGCCACCUGAGUGCCGUGGAGUCGGAGAAGCAGAAGCUGCGGGCUCAGGUGCGGCGCCUGGUGCAGGAGAACCAGUGGCUGCGGGACGAGCUGGCCGGCACCCAGCAGAAGCUGCAGCGCAGCGAGCAGGCCGUGGCCCAGCUGGAGGAGGAGAAGAAGCACCUGGAGUUCAUGAACCAGAUAAAGAAGUUCGACGAGGACAUCUCGCCCUCGGAGGAAAAGAACGGGGAGACGGCUAAGGACUCACUGGAUGACCUAUUCCCUAAUGACGACGACCAGGGACAAGGGCAGAACCACGGCAGUGGGGACGCGGCAGCCCAGCACGGCGGUUACGAGAUCCCCGCGCGCCUGCGGACGCUGCACAACCUGGUGAUCCAGUACGCCUCCCAAGGGCGCUACGAGGUGGCCGUGCCCCUCUGCAAGCAGGCCCUGGAGGACCUCGAGAAAACCUCCGGCCACGACCACCCCGAUGUGGCUACCAUGCUGAAUAUCCUCGCGUUGGUGUACAGGGACCAGAACAAGUACAAGGAGGCAGCUCACCUUCUCAACGAUGCCUUGGCCAUCCGGGAGAAGACCCUGGGGAAGGACCACCCUGCCGUGGCUGCCACGCUGAAUAAUCUGGCCGUGCUGUAUGGGAAACGGGGCAAAUACAAAGAGGCGGAGCCGCUGUGCAAGAGGGCGCUGGAGAUCCGGGAGAAGGUGCUAGGGAAGUACCACCCAGACGUCGCCAAGCAGCUGAACAACUUGGCGCUCUUGUGCCAGAACCAGGGCAAAUACGAAGAGGUCCAGUACUAUUACCGGCGCGCCCUGGAGAUCUACGAAUCCCGCCUCGGCCCUGACGAUCCCAACGUGGCCAAGACGAAGAAUAAUCUGGCCUCCUGCUACCUCAAACAAGGGAAAUACAAGGACGCCGAGACCCUCUACAAGGAGAUCCUGACCCGGGCACACGAGAGAGAAUUUGGAUCGGUCAACGGAGACAACAAGCCCAUCUGGAUGCACGCCGAAGAGCGAGAGGAGAGCAAGGAAAAGCGCAAGGAGAAGGACAGCGCCCCCUACGGGGAGUACGGCAGCUGGUACAAAGCCUGCAAAGUAGACAGCAGACACCCUGUGAGCCCCACGGUCAACACGACUCUGAAAAGCCUGGGGGCUCUCUACCGACGCCAGGGCAAGCUGGAAGCUGCGGAAACACUGGAGGAGUGCGCCCUGAAAACCCGCAAGCAGGGCAUGGACGCUAUCAACCAGAGCAAAGUGGUGGAACUACUGAAGGACGGGAACCGCUCAGAACAUCGGCCGACCCGCGAGGGGGCAUCCGGUGCCAACAAGUGCGAGAAUGGGGCUGAACCAGAAGACGGGGCGGCGGAGUGGUCUGGGGCAGGCUCCGGGGCCUUGCGGCGCAGCGGCUCCUUCGGGAAACUGCGCGACGCCCUGCGGCGGAGCAGUGAGAUGCUGGUGAAGAAGCUGCAGGGGAGCAGCCCACAAGAGCCCAGAAACCCAGGGAUGAAGCGAGCCAGUUCUCUGAACUUCCUCAACAAGAGUGUCGAAGAAGAGUCGAGCCAGGGGUCCAGUAGUCUGUCGGACAGCCGGGGGCUCAGCGCCAGCAACGUAGACCUUUCCCGGCGUAGCUCCCUACUGGCGUGAGGAGCGGCUCGGCCCGCUCCCAAUCGGGGCCGGGUUGGAGCCGGAAGAUCCAGGAGCCUCGGACCCUUUGGCUCGUCUUGUCACUGCUGCUCCAGUAUCGUGACCGUCUGUCCCCGAACGGUGCCGGGAGAGCCCCACCCUCUCGUGCUGGGUUGGGACUCGCCCUGCGUGGAGUUGGUAACCCCCCCUCACGCACGCAUGUGCGCCCUCCACUGACGUCUUCCUCUCCACCACCGGCAUGCUGCUGUCGGCGCUCUCCAUUUGUCGCAUCUCACUCCCAGAAGAGAGACUUUCGCGGUAGGCUCUUCACUUGGCCUGCCUCUGUCUUCUCCCAACCCCCUUCACAGCUUCUCGUGAGGGAUCGGCCGCUCCUACCGGCUGUCGAGGGACCCUGUCCUGCACUCUUUGUAUGUGUACGUGCUGUUGUAUGUUGUCAAGGUGGAUGGAGCUUUCCUUUUCCAGGAAUGCUGGGAAUUGUAGUUCUUGGGGGUAGUAUGGGAGCAGGAGAAAGGUCUUGGAUUUUGGUGGGGUUUUUUGGUUGGGGUUUUCUUUUUUGGGGUGGGUGGGUGUUGGAGAAUUCUCCGCAUCCCGGAGGGCAAGGACUUUAAAAAUUCUGGUGCUCAUGGUGAGCUGUGCUAUAACCUGUUUGGGCCACCAGACAGAAGAAGAAAAAAGUUGGUGGGCCCCGCUUGUCCCAUAAUCCACAGCUCCAUCUAGACCGGCUGGCCUCCUUCCUGGGUGGGGCUGCUUUGAAGACCUCCAACGAGGAAGAACUACAAUUCCCAGGGCAAGCCGUGUGCCCCCCUGACCCUCUUCCCGUGUUUGUGUCUUGCUUAGCGUUUUGUGUUUUGGUCUCAGGGAGACGCCGUUCCUUUUCCAAGCCCCGAUCCCCGCCUCUCACAUUCCUGUCUUUACGCAUUCCUGUUCUCAUUUGUGGCCCUGGUACACAGCUGCCUCUCCAUCCACUUUGCCUCCUGUGCCCGUUUGAGGGCAGUGUCGUUCGUUCACCAAUCUGUGGUCUUCAUAUCCCUCCCUCUCCAAUUCUUGUGGGUCUUGGGGUAGGGGGAUUGUCUGUCUGCAGGCGCCCGGCUCAUGGCAGCUGGCCAGGGAGGAUCCUAUUAGCAGAUCAUACCCUCGCCUCGCUGGGGCCGGUGUUACCAUCUUUGACUGCCUUCCUUUCCCUUCCUGCUAGAUGGCAUCAAGCAUAGCGGGGCGGAAGUGAAGGUGGCACAGCCUAAGGUGGGCCCGGCCUGCUUCCUUGAAACCAUCAUCUCUCUUUUCUGCCAAGCGCUUAGAGACUCUGUGGGGGCGGGAAGGGGCUGCGGGGGAUCCCAGGGAGGGGAAGGAAUGGGGAUAGGGGGUCUUCCGGGGUGGGGACCCAGUUAUAAUUAUGCAAGCAAGUGCUGAAACUAGAUUCACGAAACCCUCCCUCUUGUGUGCCCGCACGUGAAUGCUCCGUGCUUUUCAGUCGCUCGGGGGACACCCAAGCUAAGCGAAGCUGCGUUUUCUUUCCUGGCCAGGCUCGAUCCCUCACUGAAUCCGGAGUGAGGGGGGAGAAGACCGGGACACUCUUCUGCACAUAUCAAUUGCCUCCCACCUGUGCACAGAGCAUUUUCCUCCUUUUUGUAAAAGGCUGCUGAUAUGCCUCUGGAUCGAUGCAGGGCUCGCUCAUGUCUCUUGCAGGUUGGGCCUGGUGGGAGCAUUCCAGCAGCAGCAGCAGCUUCCUUUGCUGGCAUUUCUGGCAAACGGAAAAGCCGCCUCCCGCUGCGGCGUCUCCCCUUUCAGUGCCGUUUCACUGAAGGCCGCAGGGGUGUCGUCCUGUCUUCUCGGAUCCGGUCCCCUUUCUCCAUCUCUCCAUCAUCGUUCAUAGCUCACUAUUUAAGAAAUGCAAGGUACGGAACAAGUGAGGGGGAGAAAGCCCUCUUCCCUUAUUCCAGCUGGGGGAGACUACCUUUGAAGAGUCCAUGGGCUUUGUCCAUGUGCAAAGAGAAGCCCUGUGUCACAGGCGGAACUCAGGGCGCUUAGCCAUUGCUGGGUUUGGGUAGAGGGCUUGGUAGCUGCUUGGGGGGGGGGGUUGUGUGUGAAUAGGAUGGGGCAAGUUUUGCUCUGUAUUUAAUUAUGUUGCUGUAGAAAUAAAGAAAGAGGA
Molecule: messenger RNA, 4114 nt
Organism: Gekko japonicus
Lineage: Eukaryota; Metazoa; Chordata; Lepidosauria; Squamata; Gekkonidae
Gene: KLC2
Product: kinesin light chain 2
Exons: 18
Coding region: 64-1968 (634 amino acids)
Biological process (GO): microtubule-based movement
Cellular component (GO): cytoplasm; membrane-bounded organelle; kinesin complex
Molecular function (GO): kinesin binding
Source: RefSeq, a predicted model, not a curated record